Cherax quadricarinatus is the source of this 766-nucleotide messenger RNA. The record is from RefSeq and is a predicted model, not a curated record. NCBI's taxonomy places the organism in Eukaryota, Metazoa, Arthropoda, Malacostraca, Decapoda, Parastacidae.
AUGACGCUUCCUCUGAACAAAUUUGCUUGGAAUUCCUUAUUUCUUACUGCAGCACUGCAAGCUCCUGCUUUCAUUCAACUCUCUGAUAGAGCGAAACUGUUGCUGGUGACCAUUAGUGCUGCUCUCCUGGUGGGAUCCUCCAGGGUGAACGGAGGUCACAUUGGAGGCGGAGGCGGAGGCGGCGGCUUUAGCGGAGGACACACUGGAGGCGGUGGCUUCGGCGGUGGUGGUUUCUCUGGAGGCCAAUAUGGAGGACGUGGAGGAUUCGGCGGUGGUGGAUUUAGUGGAUCCCACGGUGGAUUUGGUGGAUCCCUCGGCGGAUUUCGAGGCUCCCAUGGCGGUAUAGGUGGAGGAUUUGGCGGCGGAGGGAUUGGCGGAGGAUUCUCUGGAGGACGAUAUGGAGGACGUGGAGGAUUUGGCGGCGGUGGAUUUGGUGGCUCACUUGGCGGAUUUGGUGGGGGUAAGGGCGGAUUUGGAGGCUCCCAUGGCGGGAUUGGCGGAGGAUUUGGCGGCGGCAGAAUUGGCGGAGGAUUCUCUGGAGGACGAUAUGGAGGACGUGGUGGAUUUGGCGGCGGUGGAUUUGGUGGAUCCCUUGGCGGGUUUAGCGGCGGAUUUGGUGGGGGUAAGGGCGGAUUUGUAGGCUCCCGUGGCGGGUUUGGUGGUGGAUCUGGUUUUGGCUCUCACGGCGGGAGCUUCGGCCGCAGCUAUGGUUAAGGAAAACAUCUUAAAUUUAUGCCAGUUCUUCACCAGUUUUGAUAAACAUUUA